Mya arenaria is the source of this 3185-nucleotide messenger RNA. RefSeq lists its product as uncharacterized. The transcript has 11 exons. The record is from RefSeq and is a predicted model, not a curated record. Bases 48 to 1994 code for a protein of 648 amino acids. NCBI's taxonomy places the organism in Eukaryota, Metazoa, Mollusca, Bivalvia, Myida, Myidae.
UUUUCAUCUUCCUGAAUGAAGUUAUAAGUGACAUGAAGUAAAACAAAAUGAAUCUAUUGAAUUGUUUAAUUGUGACAAUUUUGUAUUGUUUGGGAGUAAUUUGCAAAGAUCAAGGAGUUUUUAUUUCAAAAGAUGAAACGAAAUGGAACGAGUCUAGUUGCACCUUGGCAGAACCAAAGGUAACCUGCAGGGACGAUGGCUCAUGCAUUGUUGAAAAUGGUUUGGAAUUUCUUACAAAUGCAGAAUAUCAAGACAAUGCAUUUUGGAUUGGAUAUGCCAAAACAUGGAUUAGUUAUGCUUAUGCUGGAUGUGGCCAAUUGAAUACUGAGGUCGAAUAUUCUGUUCCAACACUGGGAGAAUGUAGACGUACAGCAGGAUGCAAAACAUUCGGUAUACAAAAUUCAACAGCUGGUUUGCGAUGUAAAUGUGCCAGUAAUAACGCCUCGCGGAGGCUAACAUGCGGAAAAAAAUGUGUAGAAGCUGAUCAAUAUCCUUGUGGUGGUACAGCCGACAUCAAUAUAUUCUCACUUUACACUGUUGAAAAUGUUCCUCCUAGCGAAAAUUCACAAGACAUUCACAGAAACUGUCUAAUGUUUUACUAUAAUUACAGACCUGGAAAUGAUUAUUUUUGGGAUUCAUGCACAUUUAUAAACUACCAAGCGCUAUUAUGCAGCAACAAAUAUUUUUCAGAAUAUAACCCUAUGGCGGAACUACAAAAUGAAAAUUAUGGAAAAUGGGCUAAGGCUGUUGAAAAAUGCGUCGAAGGAGGCAAAUUCCCUGCAUCGAUACAAAGUAUAAAAAAUGUCAAUUUUACAAACCAGGAAAAGCGGAACCAUUGGACAGGAAUAAUGAAAAAAGAUUCUAUAAUAUCUUUGAACGAUAUGCUUGAUAAUAGCACCAAUCAACCCAGAACGUAUGCAUAUGUGGAGAAGAUAAACCAGACUUUUUACGUGAGAUUUGCUAAUGAAAGUGACUUUAGGAAAAGCUUAUGCGUUGGGGAUGGCACAUCGGCAGUACCCACGAUAACGACACGAGAGACACAAUCUUCUUUUUCGGAAUCAACCACGACACCAGCCAAAAGUACAAAAGGUCCUACAUCAAGCGUGACGUCAACCAACCAUGUCAUAACAACAGACAUACAUUCGACGCAAGCACCAACAUUGGAUACAUCUACAACGCCAACAUCGCAUACGGUACCUAAAGGAACAGCAGCCUCCAUAGACAAAGACGAAGCGGGAUCAACGGCAGGCCUCGCUGCUGGUUUGUCCGUAUCUCUGGUAGUGCUUAUCAUUGUGACGGUCAUAGUGCUGGUGUUCUUUAAAAGAAGGGGACUUCUAACAAAGUGCUACACACCUAAGGGUGGAAAAGGCAAUCAGAACGAAGACACACGAACAGAAAUAUCAUUCGUGUCAACACCGAUACUUGAAUCUACUACAAACACAAUGAAUGAAUUAACAUCCUCAAAUCAUUAUUUUGUGCUUGAAAAAACGUUUAAUAGGGAAACCAAAGAGGAGACUGAACACUAUGCAGAGCCAGAUACGACCGAUGUUGACCAUUAUGAAUUGAGCGAAAUGUCGCAGAAAGACACUAAUGAUGAUUACGACACAACCGAUGGCAAAAAGGGCCCAGCCAAGUCUGGAUUGGCUAAGCCAAAUUACAAUUAUAACAAAGUCACGUUACAUCAAUCUAAUGAGUACGAUCAUAUUCAUCAACAUGGAAGGCCGCCAAAGUCGGACAGACAAACUGAAAAUGAAUACGACAUAUCGAAUAACCUGAUCGACGGCAACCCCAAUGAGAAUUUCGGUGAGGACAGUGAUACAUAUAACCAUUUGAACAAAGAUGAAUUGAAGAGCUCAGGCACGGAUAACGUUUAUGGAAAGUCAGAAACAGGUGGCGAUAGUGGAUAUGAUACUUCCAGUUGUCUAAAACCUCGCAUGAAUGUGGAUGGAAACGAUCAGCAAGCUGAUUAUGCUGUGAUAAAAAAGAAAUGGUAGAAUUCAAAGAUUUUUUAUGUACAUGCAAUAAUCAGAUUCCAUGCAAUAUGAAAGAAAUCGACAUUGUCAACUUAACCAGGAUAUAUGUUUCUGAUUAAUCCCGUUCUUGUAGGUUUGCCCCCAUCUGUUACUACUGUUUGUACAUUUAUUAACCGAAAUGGGCUCAUUUAUCAGUUUAGCAAAACACUAUCUCAAUAUUAUAAUUACUAUAAUUUAUUUUAUAAUAAUAAUUUAUGAUAACAGUAUAAUUUAUAAAAUUAUACAAUUAAUUUCGACCCGUUCUGUCAAACAUUCUGACACUGAAUGACUAUUUAGCGCCUGGAACUCCCACUGUAGAACCAUAACACGCCAACUACUUGACAAUACAUCAAAUCAAGGAAAUAUUUGUCUCCUUAUUCAUAAUUCCAACGUCAACGAUUAUGUUUCCCGAAUAAACCGGUCAAAUAUGCACAAAACUGGUGAACAGAAUCACUAUCUACCCACACACCCUUAAUAAGUCCUCUCCUUUAGAUCGGGUAUUCCUGUACCUCGGCGUACAUGCUUCCUUGUAUUUAAUAUUCAGUUACUUUAUUUCAGUGUAAGAUGAAUUAAAACUCUAUAAAACUCGGAAAAUAAGCAUAAAAAACCAGAAUCUCGCAAAGUCACUCGUUAAAAAAUAGUUAUUCUAUGACAUUCGUGAAAUAAAAUAUGAUCUUACACUGAAAUAAACAAAUAUCCUCUAUAUCUGCAUAUGGACCUUGAUUCAUUAAAAUGGUUUCCCGUGUGAUGCAUUUAACAUGAGUUUCCAGGAUAUAAUGUUCUAAUAUUAUCUAGUUAUUAUGUUAAUAAAUAUUUUAGAAUUAACACUACACUUACAUAAUUUGAGAGAUAGUUUUUGAGAAUUGUUGUAGUAUAUUCUGGAACGUUCAUAUUUGGUAGGCAAGGGCAAACCUUUCUGAUCAUUGGUCUUUAGAUAAAAAUAAUGUUUCAUCAAAUAGUAAGCAAGCCUUAAAAUUUCACCAGUGCUAGAACCUUUAUAAAAUCUUUGAAUUAGUUAAAUUAUUAUGUGAGGGAUACAUUUCAACUCUUUGUUGUUCUUAACCUGAACUUGUUUGUGGAUUUAAAUAUUGUGUUUAAUAGUUCAUGUCGAUUAAAUUAUGUGAACAUUAAAACAUACAGGAUUAGUGAAGAUAUUUUGUAAACUGUUAGACA